AUGAACCAACGUCCGCUUACAAGCGCGGGCGAGCCCUCGUCGCAUCCUCCUUCGGACAAAGACUCGAGCCCAAGCACAGAAUCUUCUCGUCAAAAUACUCCGUCGUCGGAGGGAGACUCGCCAUCGCCCGACUACGUCAGCGACGAUGAGGACCAGACCAUCGAGCAAGACGCGCCUGCUGUCUUGACUGGGCCGCCGCUUUUCCGAUUCAGCUCCGAGCCUGCUCCAUCCAACAGAGCUUGUCGAGUUGAGCAAACGGGAGUCCGCCAGUCCGAUGUUUCAGCCGUGGCCGCCAGAGUCAAGCGCGCUCCUGUUGCCUACGACGUUGGCAAUGAGCAAACGCCGCAACAUCGGUUCUUCACACGUGAAUUCCAGGACACUCUCCGAAAAGGCAUACAGGUGGCAAAGACCACGGCAGAGACAUUGGUCUUGAGUCCCAUCGUCCAGGACAACUCUUGGGAGUAUCUGCUCGAAGAAGCUAAAACGCUGUGCACUUUCCAAACUACUGACACGCGGACGGUUGCUUUGCUCGGCAACUCUGGGGAAGGCAAAAGCAGUCUCAUCAACUCACUGCUUCACUAUCCCGGAAUUGCAAAAACGGGAGAUACGGGCUCUGCCUGCACAUCCGUGAUAACCGAGUAUAGGCAGAAGCUUCCCAGUCAUACGGCGCCCAUCUGCAUCGAAGCAGAGUACCUGUCUCAAGACGAGAUUGAAGAUGCGUUAUCUGAACUGCUGUACAGCUACCGACAGCUUCACAUGCCCGGGGUCACGUCGGACGAGACAUCAAGGGAAGAGUACAGGGAAUACGAGCAAGAAUCUGCCCAGGCGUGGUCAGCCCUGGAAGCCGCGUUCAAGCACCACCACGGAUUCAGCCAGCAUUUUCUCAAGGACACGACUGAAGGAGCCUUUGGAAGAGUGAAAGACCAGCUCAUCAGAUGGUCCUACGAUAUUGACUGGCCCGCGGGAGGGGAGACGGGAGUCUGGAAGGGCACCGCCGGCACUUCGCACGAGUGCCUCGAGCAGACAGAUGUUUUCAUGGGCGAUAAGUAUUGGCCAUUUACAAAGGUUAUUCGGAUUUACCUCGAUACGCAGAUCCUCAGGACCGGCGUCGUGCUCGCAGACCUGCCGGGCCUGCAGGACACCAACCUCGCCAGAGUGCGUGCCACGCAAGACUACAUGAUGAGGUGCAACAACGUCUUCGUCGUGGCCAAUAUUGCCCGUGCCAUUACCGACCAAUCGCUCAAGUCGUCUCUGUACUCGGCUCUUUCACGCAACGUCCCCUUUGAAUGGGAGGACUCGGGGGCCAAGGCGAUGAACGUCGCCGUGGUCUGCACAAGAAUUGAGGACAUCAAUAUGGACAGGGCCAGGCAGGAGUUCUGCGGUCCUGGGAAGCGGGUGGAUCCGUCCGUCAUUGAGCAGCUUGAGAGAAAUAUUGCAGAGGCCAAGGAAGCCGGAGACAAGGCUCGAAAGAAAGACUUGAAGAAAAGGCGAGAGAUCCUCUUCAUCCAAGCUCGCAACGACCAUGUCAAGGAGGGACUGCGAAGCGCAUACGCCCGCAAAGUCCCCGGCGGCAGACUCGACGUCUUCUGCGUGUCGAACAAAUGGUACGAGACGAACUCUGCCAAGGGCAAUGCUCACCUCGUUUCUGUCAGCGGCGUACCGGAGAUUCGUAGGUUCUGUCACCAAAUCACGGCCGAUGCGCAACUGCGAGAGGCCAGGUACUUCAUCGAGUCCUCGCUCUUUGGUCUGCUCAACUCUCUGGAGAUGAAGUUCAAGGGCUUGUCGGUAGAACACGAACAUCGAGCUUUGUCACGGGAGUUGAAGGAGACGGCUCAAGCAAGGCUGGAUGAAACUGCGCAAAGCGCAGCCGAGGCAAUCCAGAAACUCGCCCGAGAUUUCCUAUGCUGCUUCGAAGAACAAAUAUCUGCACUGCUAACCCAGUUCAACGCCUGGUGCCGCAGAAACGGCGAUCAUGCGACGGCCGGCCGCCCUCGUGAAGACUGGAACUCGCAAAUCAUCUGGAAAAUGCGCCAGGAGCAGGAGUUUCAGUGGUCUCUGGUCCAAGACGGAGUCCGGGACGUGUUCCGCGACGCUCUCCAGUCUAUCAAGCGUCUUUUGAAUGACCUGAAAUCGUCAUUGACAUCAUUGGCUCCCGCCGAGUUUCGUAGUCUGCUCGAGGACGGGAUCGCAUCUAGGAUCAACGACUUGGGGUUCAAGAUAAACAUGGCAAGGGAAGGCUUUGCUCGAGACAUAAGUCUCACUCGCCGUUGUGCAACAGAGUCAAACUACACGUCCUACAUCGUGGGCCAGAUGCUGCCGACCUAUCGGCACGCCAGCAGCCAGUCCGGGACCGGGAUGGCGGCGCGACAAAGGCGGAUCGUCCAGGAUCGCAUCACAGACGAUGUCCUUUUCCCAACGAUUGGCGCGUUGAUAUCCGACAGCGUCCACAGCUCUCUCGAGCAGACAAAGCAGGCCCUGCUGGGCAUGGUCGGCCACGCCAUGGAACGCCUCAGGGCAGAUGUAGACUCUGCUGUCGGGCACGAGGACUUGCCAAGGUCGCAGACCAGCGCCGCCGAGCAUGCAAGACGACAGGGCCAGAUCCAUGACCUGUUAGGCAAGGUUGAGGGGCUCAGGGCAGAUGCAGAGAGGCUGAGUCGGUCUUGCAGGGACCGGAGCGAGGACGGCCAGACUGAGACCUGA
Molecule: messenger RNA, 2700 nt
Organism: Hirsutella rhossiliensis
Lineage: Eukaryota; Fungi; Ascomycota; Sordariomycetes; Hypocreales; Ophiocordycipitaceae
Product: dynamin family domain-containing protein
Exons: 13
Coding region: 1-2700 (899 amino acids)
Source: RefSeq, a predicted model, not a curated record